AUGACGUUUUCCCAUGCGGUUGUGAUGACGUCGUCUCUCUCCGUCGCCCUGCACGGGGGCGGUCGCGUGCUCAGCAUUCAGUCACAUACCGUCCAGGUGCCCCACUCAGGUGUUUCUCAGGCGCCCAUCUCAGGUGUCUCUCAGGCGCCCCUCUCAGGUAUUUUCUCAGGGGGUCCCUCUCAGGCUUCUCUCAGCUGUCCCUUUCAGCUGCCCCUCUCAGGUGUCUCUCAGGUUCCCCUCUCAGGUGCCCAUCCCAGGUGUCUCUCCAAUGUCUCUCAGGUGCUUGCUUAG
Closterium sp. NIES-65 is the source of this 291-nucleotide messenger RNA. NCBI's taxonomy places the organism in Eukaryota, Viridiplantae, Streptophyta, Zygnematophyceae, Desmidiales, Closteriaceae. The record is from the annotation of a GenBank genome assembly.